CUCAUCGUUCGCGACGAUACAAGGUGGAGCCAAGAGCUGCUGAGAAGGCUGGAUCACUCCAAGGAGGCCAUCCAUCUAGCACGCACACACUUUGUCAUGGCACAAGUCACCGAAGAGGCCCUACCGCCUGCUGCCCGCCUUCAAUUCAACGAACUUGCGCCGUACGCACCGAGUGCGUUCUUCAUCGGACCGGACGGCCAUGUUCGCCGUGAGCUCAUCAACAAGUUUGCUCCCGCCGAUCAGGACCCGGUUUACAAGUACUUCUACAAGACCGCAGCACCCCUCGUCCGCAUGAUGAAGGUGGUUAUCGACCAGGAGCGCAUCAGCACGCCCGCUACGGCAGGCCGCGAGGAGUUGUGA
Acanthamoeba castellanii str. Neff is the source of this 360-nucleotide messenger RNA. RefSeq lists its product as uncharacterized. The transcript is spliced from 3 exons. The record is from RefSeq and is a predicted model, not a curated record. The annotation marks the transcript as partial. NCBI's taxonomy places the organism in Eukaryota, Discosea, Longamoebia, Acanthamoebidae.